AUGGAAUCAAGUAUAGGUUCGCUUGUUAAUAUCAGCUCCCUAUUAGAUUCGACUAUGCUCAGGCAUCACGAUAUGGAUACUAGCUCAACACCUACUAUGAGUGCCUCUUCUACGAUGGCAGCGCAUUCGGGUUCGCAUAGUUCUGAAUCCGCAACUUCGGGUCAUGGCCAUAUGAUGAUGAUGAAUUCGUAUCUAACCACGAGCUAUAAGCACUACCCAGUUCUCUUCAAGAAUUUAACUGCAGGCAAUGGCGGAGAGGCGUUGGGGAUAUUCUUGUUGAUAGUCGCGACCGCUUUUGCGUAUAAAUCUCUUUUAUUUGCUAGUUGGUGUUUGGAGGUCAAGUGGUUCAAGACGGUGGAUAGUACACCUGCUUCAGCGGCACCAAUACGCGGCGGUUCAGGUUUGAAAAAUGUCCAUAAUGGGGAUGCGACUGUUGGGGGGGACAAAGAAUCACAAUAUAACCGAAUAAUCCCUCCGCUGCAUCAUUUGGUGUUUGAUAUUUUUAGUCCUACAUGGAGAGACCUGGGCCAGGAUCUAAUCAGACUGCUGUUAACUGCCGCUUCUACUUUACUAGUCUACAUGUUGAUGCUUAUUGCUAUGACCUAUGUUGCAGCGUACAUAUUUGCUGUUGUUGUAGGACUUGCUCUUGCUGAGGUCUUUUUCAAUAGGGUCAAGAUCAUCCUGUUGCGCAGAUGGGACUUGAAGCGUGAGAUUGAAAGACGAAAGAAUUGUCCAGGAGGACUCAGUUGUUCUUGUGGCUUCCACGAAAAUGAUACCCGCAGCUUCCCUGAAGGUAUCACAGAGAUUGGCUCCAAUGAUCUGGACUCUGGCUCAAUUACAAAAGAUGUCUCUAUUGUUCGGAAAAAUAACGUUGCAAAUGAAAAAAGCUGCUGCUGCGGUCCUGCAGAUCCUGUGGAACAGGAGGAACGUCAUGAACGGGAGGCUACCGAGCUUUCAAAACAUCGCGAGCAGGGCGGUAGCAUGAAUGUCGACUUAAUGCCUGCUGAAAAGUUCAUGUAA
Molecule: messenger RNA, 1020 nt
Organism: Eremothecium cymbalariae DBVPG#7215
Lineage: Eukaryota; Fungi; Ascomycota; Saccharomycetes; Saccharomycetales; Saccharomycetaceae
Gene: CTR1
Product: high-affinity Cu transporter CTR1
Exons: 1
Coding region: 1-1020 (339 amino acids)
Biological process (GO): copper ion transmembrane transport; intracellular copper ion homeostasis
Cellular component (GO): plasma membrane
Molecular function (GO): copper ion transmembrane transporter activity
Source: RefSeq, a predicted model, not a curated record